AUGUUCCGCACUCUCAUCGUCGCGGCUCUGGUGAUCGCUGCAUUCAGCAGCAUCCUGGACUCCAUUACUGUGGAGCCUCCAGUACAUGAGCCUGAACUUGCGAACGGGUCAAAACCGUUCAAGAAGGGCUCACCCGAGUGGGUGAAGUGGUUAGAUCAGUUGGCCGAUAUCCUCGCCCUGACCACCACCUCUCCUCCACCCGAGACCACUCCUACUCCCCGCAAGUUCACCUUCCCAUCGGUAGAGCCCCCCCAUACCUCACCGGCGCCUCCGCCGACUGAGGUUCCGGGGCUCAGAGCGGGAGGAAGCUCCGACGGGUUCCGUAGGUGGACCGUCGGCGGCAGGAGCCUCAUUAUAAUGUUGGUUUUCUUGAUACUUGCAUGA
Molecule: messenger RNA, 384 nt
Organism: Perkinsus marinus ATCC 50983
Lineage: Eukaryota; Perkinsozoa; Perkinsida; Perkinsidae
Exons: 3
Coding region: 1-384 (127 amino acids)
Source: RefSeq, a predicted model, not a curated record